AUGUGCUUCGUUGAAUACAUCAGCUAUUACUGCGGCCACUCCACGGUGCCCGUUCACCGCAUCUGCCCCAUGACGACGCACAAGCACAGCAACCCAGUGUGCCCCAACCCGGUGCAGCGCCCCACCGAGGUGUCGUUCAUGUGCCCAGCUUGCACGCGCAUCCUGCACGGCCGCUGGGUCGAGAUCAUCAUGUACGAGCACCGCUGGAUGCACGAGCGCGGCACCUGCGGCUGCCCCGUUCAGUUCCCAGGACUGCAGCAGCCACGCAUGGUCGGCAAGGACGUCGGCAACCCUAGCACUCACGAAAUCAACAGAGACAAUCUCAAGCUGCAGCAAAAGCGGCAGCCGCAAAUCGUCGUCAGUGAUGUCACCAACGGCACCAGCCAGGAGGCCAACAAAGGUGGCCUGCAGAACUUCGGCUCCAUCUCGAUGUUAACCACUUCCGGCGACGGCACCCGUUACAGCCCGGCCGAAGGCAAGAAGCCAGCCCCUCAACCUCACGUCAUAUCCUGGGGCAGCCUCCCCCCGAUCCUCGAAGUCAAGGAAGACGCCAGCGACACAUACAAGCCGCAGAUCAACAUGCGGCUCGCGAGCCAGUACGGCAUCGAGUGGAUGCCUGACCACUACGAGCUGCACGAGAGCGGCAAGUGCCACUGCCCCGUCCGCUUCGAGACUUACCAGCCGCACGACCUUCCCGAGGCCUUCGAGCUUUCUAAGAUGGAGGACCAGGCAGACUCCGACACCGGGGCGCCAUCGAUUCAGAUGCCCCAAACCGUGAUCCCCAAGGAGAAGGUCCGCUACAUGGACGUGGUGAUCUGGACGGUCAACGAGAACACCCCCGAGGGCGAGCGCAAGAUCCCUUGGCCCCAGCGACCCGAGGACUACGGUUUCCGCUCCGUGGCCGAGGCGCGUGUGUGUCUGGGUAUGCAGCUUGGCCGACAGGACCCCAUCAACAGCUUACCCGUCUAUGGAGGAAGCAGCAGAGGCGGCGACAUUCCGGCGGCAGUGGAUGAUGCGGUGCGAGAGUCGAUCGAGUGGGACAUUGAAAUCGCGGGCGGCGAUCUCCGACCCCAUGGUUUGACAUCUGUUCGUCUGUCCCAGCAUGGCGAUCCCAUCGUUGGCUGGCCUAUUGGCGCUGGACCUGAGGGCGGCAUCGAGAACUCUCACGCGUCGAGUUGGUACUCUUGCGGGAUCUCGCGACCUAAGUUGCGGCGCUCGAAGUCGUGGACUUAG
Messenger RNA from Pseudomassariella vexata, 1233 nucleotides. RefSeq lists its product as uncharacterized. NCBI's taxonomy places the organism in Eukaryota, Fungi, Ascomycota, Sordariomycetes, Amphisphaeriales, Pseudomassariaceae. The coding region runs from base 1 to 1233 and encodes 410 amino acids. The transcript has a single exon. The record is from RefSeq and is a predicted model, not a curated record.